AUGGCGUCUUCCUUGACAGCGGAUGCUGAAGACGAGCUGAGGAGCUUCCUUGCUGCUGACCUGCCGACACCAACCUCGAGAAGGGCCGCCACAUCGGCCCUGUGCGCGCUUCUGGCCGAGCCUUUAGCCUACGACUACACCCGCCGGCUCUUAACCUCCGAGGCAGAUGCGGUGGCCCAAGAGCUGAACGAAAUUGCAGGUCAGCAAUCGCCGACGAGGUGGCCCCCGGAAGGAGCUGCAUUCUGCUCAGUUCGACAGGCGCGCGACCUCUACCAGCCGGCUUUGGCGAGAAGGGUGCAGUUCCUACUGCAAGCCUCGGCUGAUCCCAAUGGGAUGGUCUUGGGCGAAAGCCAAGCUGAUUGGGACUGCCCACCGCAGUCGCCCUUGAUGUGUUGCGCUAUCCAUGGCUGGCAGACAGUGGCUCAGUUGCUGCUGCAUGCCCAGGCAGCGCCAUCGCAGGCGGAUGUCUCUGGCGGCACGGCGCUGCACUAUGCAGCGACUCAUGGCGAGGAGGAGUUGUACAAUCUCCUGCUGAAAGCUGCGGCAGAUCCGAACCGAAAGGACACCUAUGGCAGAUGCGCUUGGGAGCUUCUGGAGACGGCAGGCGUGGCUUUAAACUUCCUCCAGACGCGCCGUCAGCCAGCUCAGCUGCAGGAAGCUGGCUUGCAGAUUGUCAGGAUGCGGGUCGACUCCCUGCUACCCGCGAGGUUCGUGAGUGACUUCGUGGCAUUGAAGAGACCUGUCCUGCUGAAGACGGAUCGGGCAGGCAGCCAAAGCCCAAUCGACAACUGCGGUGCCGACGGGAGGUCCAUUCCCUGGAGCUGCGAAGACUUGAGUAAUCGAGCAGGAGAUGCUCGUGCGAUGGUAAGUGCAAUUCCAUACGGCUCUGACUUCGGCUUGGACGCCUCUUUGGAGACUCCCUUGACACUCCGGCAAUUCCUCGCGGCUCCUUCUGUCCCGGCUGCGCCUGCGGUGAAGCGUCAGCGCCGAGAUGGGGCACAGGUUGUCAAUGCCGCUCCUCCGUACUUCUUCGUGGCGGUGGACCAGGAGCUUCAGCCGGAGCUUGCCGAGGCGUUGGAAACCUCUUUGGGCCUAUCGGCCGGUUCCCAGCUUCCUUGGCCUCUCGGCGCCGUCCAGACAGGGCAGAAGCUGCCCUUCAGGGCCACGACUCUUCAAUUCGCCGUUGGAGCUGAGGGGAGCGGCUCACCUAUGCACUUCCACCAAGACGCGCUGAACUUGUGCCUGCACGGCCGCAAGCGAUGGUGGCUGGUUCCCCCGAGCGAAGCAGCCUUCUCGAGGUGUCAUCCGUUGGAUGCCUUGGAAAUGGGAAUGUCGGCCAAAGACGUCAAAGACUGCUUCGAGGGUGCCUGUGUCUUCGAGCAAGAGGAGGGCGACAUUGUCUACGUCCCAGACAUGUGGGGCCAUGCGGUCAUGAACCUGGAGGACCAUACCGUCUGCGUGGCAGCAGAAUUCGCUUAA
This is a messenger RNA of Symbiodinium sp. CCMP2592, 1479 nucleotides long. The record is from the annotation of a GenBank genome assembly. NCBI's taxonomy places the organism in Eukaryota, Dinophyceae, Suessiales, Symbiodiniaceae.